This is a messenger RNA of Paramecium octaurelia, 1127 nucleotides long. The record is from the annotation of a GenBank genome assembly. NCBI's taxonomy places the organism in Eukaryota, Ciliophora, Oligohymenophorea, Peniculida, Parameciidae.
UUUGAAAUAAAUUAAAAUUCAAAUUGCACUUCGGAAUUAAUGGAUCCCCAAACAAUUUAAGUCAUAGGUUUCAACGAAUUACCAUAAAUUGAUCCAAAUCAAAUAACCUAAUUGGCAGCUGAGACUUAAUAACUAUUUGCUUAUGGCACAAAAGCUUGGCUAUAGUUAUUUUAGGCAAUCACAAAUCUCAGAUGCAUCAACAAAUAUGUACCAUAGUAUGUCAACCAGUUAUUUGAGAUGUUUGGAUAGUAGGUCAUGAUUGCAAUAGAUGACUCUAAAGUAAGAAUUUAUUAAAUAAGCAGCCCAAAAUUUAAAGGAAUGUUGUGACAUUUGUCAAUGAAGUAUUUUCAUUGGGUAGAAGUGUACAAAUAUGCCCAUAAAUAUUCUAAGUUUUUGUACCAAAGUUGAUUUUAAAAUCGCAGAACUCUGAACACAAAUAAAUUAAGGAAGAAUGUCUGGUACAUUUUUAAUCACUAUUAGAGGUUGCUGUCAGCAAUUACAUACUUAAUUGUUCAUAAUAUGAGGCAGGCUUAUUCGCAGUAAUUUAAUUGACUGGAUAAAAGAAAUCCACAGUUCCACUUCAAAAAUUUUGUCUCUAAGUUAUGGCAAAAUAAAUCUAAACAAUUGGCUCAUUUUUAUAGUCCUUUAGUGUCAAUACACUAACAUUACUAUUGCAAGCCUUAAGCGCAUUUUUAAAUUCUCAAGGAGGCGAAAUAUAAACAUACGCAUUUUAAAUUUGUAUGUAUUUACAUUAAUUGGUUGGCGAUCAAAAUUUUAAAAACUGGAUGUCAGUGUCAUUAGAUCCCUAAUCCACUUAAAUUAUGGUCAAUAAAAUACAAGAAGUCUUAAAAAAGAAAUCAAAAGCAAAAUAACAUACAACUAUGACAGACAUGAAAUAAAGAAUGACUUUUGGAGUUUAUGAGAACCAAGAAUAAGUAGAAAAUUAAAAUCACUUUUAAGAAUUUGUUAAAGACAAAUAAAAAGCUAACAAUUUCUUAGAUUUGAAUCAAGUUUAACCACUACAACCUUCUGUUUAUUAUAAUGAAAACUUAAAUUAUCAAUAAUAAUAAUAACCAUAACAUUUCGUGUAAAACUUGAGUCAAUAAUAAUUCAUAUAAUAUUAAUGA